AUGGGGGUUGCAGGACUGUGGGAGGUCUUACGGCCAGCGGCCAAACCACGAUCCCUGACGGAACUUUCUGUCACCGAAGGCUUCCAACAAAACCCAGAGGGGGUUCGGGGCUAUAGGCUGGGGAUAGACGCCAGUAUCUGGUUUUUCCAUGCUGAGUAUGGUCGUGAAGGAGAAAAUCCCGUUCUGCGAACCCUCUUCUUUCGAUGUGCCACCCUGAUGAAGUCCCCAUUCCUCCCAUUAUUCGUGUUCGACGGUCCAAAGCGACCAGACUGGAAGCGCGGUAGAAAGAUCAACAAAACGCCUAGCAAACUCAUCCCUGGAAUGAAACAAAUUGUGGAGGCGUUUGGCUUCGAACAUCGGACGGCCCCAGGUGAAGCGGAAGCCGAGCUGGCUUAUCUGAACCGCAUUGGAGCCAUUGACGGCAUUCUUUCCGACGACGUAGACAACUUUCUCUUCGGCGCAACGGCUGUUAUCCGCAACCCGAGUAAUACCCUGUCUGGAAACCGAUCCAACCCCAUUCUUAACGCAGCCGGCAAGGACGACAAGAACCAUUCCUGGGUGUUCAAGAUGUCGGAUAUCACGACCCAUCCUCAGGUUGGCUUAACCAGAGGCGGCUUGAUUCUCAUCGGCCUACUGAGCGGGGGUGACUACCACCAAAGCGGAGUUGAGCGCUGCGGCAUUAAAACUGCUGUCGCGCUCGCCAAGUGCGGGUUUGGGGACACGCUAUAUCAGGCAGCCACGAAUCUCACCAAAGACCAGCUCCCCGACUUCUUGGACAACUGGCGCCACGAAUUACGACACGAAGUAGCGACGAAUUCUCGAGGGCUCAUUGGCCGAAAGUCUCCUGCACUGGCAAAGUGUAUCACCGACGCAUUCCCGGACAUAGACGUGCUCCUCUCCUAUGUCAACCCCAUCACCUCCGAAUCUAUGGGGCGCCCCUACUCACCACGAGACAUCAGGUGGAAUAAGGAGCCGGACAUCGCCAAACUGGCCUACACCUGCGAAUUCUACUUCGAGUGGGGUUACAAGGAGGCGAUCAUUAAACGCUUCAGGACGGUGAUCUGGCAUUCUGCCGUGCUUCGGAUCCUGCGACGGGCAGUGCUCGACCUCGACGAAGGCAUGAGGUCCGGACCAGCCAUCCCAUCAACCCCGUCUCGCCAGAGGAUAGCCGAAGACGCAUGCGGGACCCCGUCUAAGAUGAUCACCAAGUACUUCUCCUCGAUGGGUCUGGAUGACCGGCAUGACCGCUCUGAUGGUUCCGACGGCGAAGAGGAGGACGAGCGGUUAAUCCUGAAGAUUCAUUCCAUGCGCGAGCAUGCAUCCACCGAUGGACUUCUCGAAUACCGACUCGAGGUCAACCCUGGACAGUUGGUUCGAAUGGCGGAGUCUGGUAUUCAGGGUCUGCGGCAACCAGAGGGGCCAGAUGAGUGGGCUUCCGAAGAUGACGGGGAUGAAGAGGGAGGGGGGAAGGGAUCCAAAGCACCCGUGGAUCCUUAUUCCCACAUGCGGCUUUGGAUGCCCGCGUGCAUGGUGAAGUUGGUUGAACCCAGGCUCGUACGAGAGUUUGAAGAAGAAGCCGAGCGGAAGAGGUUGAAGAAGGCCAACAAAGGGCAGGGGAGGAAGAAGAAAACGACGACGGCUGACGACAGUGGGUCGAGUCCACCCAAGCGGAAACGCGUCACCAAGAAGAAAGCUGCUCCUUUACCCUCUUCGGACGGAGAGGAGGAGGAUGACGCUCUACCUGUUCCCAAGCCCAAGGCAAAGGCGACGAAGUCCACAGCUGUGCCGUUGGCACUGUCGUCAGACUCGGACUCGGAGGGGGAACUACCGUCGCCGUCGAAGCUGUUCUCCAACGCCAAACCCUCCACCUCGAAAGUGCCAACCGCCAGCUACGAUGAGAACGACGUCUUCUCCGCACCCUCGCCACUGCGUAGGGCAGGGGUGAAGGAUCUGACGAAGAAGAAGGGGCCUAGUUCGACACUCGAUGUACAUUCUGGCACCACAGCGACUUUGACAGCCUUUUUCCCUCUUACGAAACCGUCUGCCAAGGCAAAUGCUACUGCUAAAUCCAACCUCACUGCUUGCCCUGGACCUUCGACCAGCAAAGCUCGAACCAACGAUGGGUCAUCACAUCGUGCGCCCGCUCCUUUCCCACUGUCAUUUGACGAUUUUGGAGGGAUGGACAACCCCAUUACUGAUGAUGUUUUCGCGUCGUCACCGCCCCCCACCCUUUCCAAAGCACGUUCAUAUCGUGAACGUUCUACUUCUGCAUCGAGUUCGACUUCACAGAGCCGGGUCAACAAGUCCCCUCGCAAGUCGAGAUCACAGCGUUCGCCAACGGGCAAGUCGGCGUCCGCGUCCACUUCAGCACGCUCCGAAUCGCCGACGCCGUUACAUACUUCUAUGAAGGAUCCCUCUAGUAGGGUCCUGGUCUCGAAUAACAGACCACCAAACGGCAAGGCUGUUGUCGAAUUCAAGAACCUUCCGGUUAUUGAGAUUUCGUCAUCGGAAGAUGAGGAAGACGAACCUGCUCGACCCCCCGCUCCAAGGCUGCAGCCUGCUAAGGCUAUCAGGCCGAAGGAGAGGGAGUCGGCUGGGACAGUGGCGGGUACGGGAUCGGCGCGUAGUGGGAACAAGUCGGGGAAGGAGGAAUCAGUCGUGGAGGCGGUGAGGCCCUCCACUCCUCCGCUUUUGAGGGCGAGGGCUAGGGCGAGAGCAAAGCCUACCAAUGUCGUUGCAGUAAUAGAUUUGACGUGA
Messenger RNA from Coprinopsis cinerea okayama7#130, 2757 nucleotides. RefSeq lists its product as hypothetical. The record is from RefSeq and is a predicted model, not a curated record. Bases 1 to 2757 code for a protein of 918 amino acids. Gene Ontology annotation, molecular function: 5'-flap endonuclease activity; crossover junction DNA endonuclease activity. Lineage: Eukaryota; Fungi; Basidiomycota; Agaricomycetes; Agaricales; Psathyrellaceae. The transcript has 4 exons.